CACUCCACCUCCACCUCCACCAUAACUUCAGCGUGCACCUUCCUUGUAUAGUGCUGCUUCCUUUUCUAAUUCGUGCACUUCCUUUCGUUUCCCCAUAAAUUCUAUUCCAAUCUUCGCCCAAUCUCCCACAGCUUUUUCCUCGCAGUACAAAGCCCGGUUUUUUAUUUUUGAAUUUUCCCAUUAGAGGGGACCUUCGGAUUAACUCUGUAGUUUUCUUCCGCGCCAUCUGUAACCAUGGCUUCUACCUUGUCCUACGGCUCUCUUAAUCCCUCAACGACAUCUUUCUCAAGAACCAAUUUCUCAAUUCCUACUUAUAAAGAAUUUUCAUUGGAUAUUCCACCCGUUGGAAGCAGAACAAUUAAGCGUACUAAGAAACUGCUGCCAAUUGCAGCUGCAGUGGCAGAAGCGCCAUCCGGUGCUUCCCCCUCAACAGAAACUGUGACUGAAAAUCACGGGGAUCAAACUCCUGGAAAGAAGAUUCGGAUACUAGUGGCCGGCGGUGGGAUCGGAGGUUUGGUUUUUGCUCUAGCUGCAAAGAGAAAAGGGUUUGAAGUUUUGGUGUUUGAGAAGGAUCUGAGUGCUAUAAGGGGGGAGGGACAAUACAGGGGUCCAAUUCAGAUACAGAGUAAUGCAUUAGCUGCGUUGGAAGCCAUAGAUUCGGAGGUUGCUGAAGAAGUUAUGAGGGUCGGUUGUAUAACGGGUGACAGAAUCAAUGGACUCGUAGACGGAGUUUCUGGUUCUUGGUACAUCAAGUUUGAUACAUUCACUCCUGCAGCGGAACGUGGGCUUCCAGUCACAAGAGUUAUAAGUCGAAUGGCCUUACAAGAGAUACUUGCCCGUGCUGUUGGAGAAGAUGCCAUUAUGAAUUCCAGUAAUGUUGUUAAUUUCGUGGAUGACGGAAACAAGGUGACAGUAGAGCUUGAGAAUGGUCAGAAAUAUGAUGGUGAUCUAUUGGUUGGAGCAGAUGGUAUAUGGUCCAAGGUGAGGAAAAAGUUAUUUGGGCCAACAGAAGCAGUUUACUCUGGCUACACUUGUUACACUGGCAUUGCAGAUUUUAUUCCUGCUGACAUUGAAUCUGUUGGGUAUCGAGUAUUCUUGGGACACAAACAAUACUUUGUAUCUUCAGAUGUUGGCGGGGGGAAGAUGCAAUGGUAUGCAUUCCAUAAAGAACCGCCUGGUGGUGUUGAUGGCCCACAUGGAAAAAAGGAAAGGCUCCUUCAUAUAUUUCAGGGCUGGUGUGAUAAUGUAAUAGAUCUAUUAAGUGCCACAGACGAAGACGCAAUUCUACGACGAGACAUAUAUGAUAGGACACCAAUAUUCACAUGGGGAAAGGGUCGGGUGACCUUGCUUGGUGAUUCUGUCCAUGCCAUGCAACCAAAUAUGGGCCAAGGAGGAUGCAUGGCUAUCGAGGACAGUUAUCAGCUUGCACGGGAGUUGGAUAAUGCAUGGGAACAAUGUAUAAAAUCAGGGUCUCCAAUUGACAUUGAUUCUUCCCUCAGGAGCUAUGAGAGAGAAAGAGUACUGCGAGUUGCCAUUAUUCAUGGAAUGGCAAGAAUGGCAGCUCUUAUGGCUUCUACCUAUAAGGCAUAUCUUGGUGUUGGUCUUGGCCCUUUAGAGUUUUUGACCAAGUUUCGAAUACCACAUCCUGGAAGAGUUGGAGGGAGACUAGUAAUUGACAAGGUUAUGCCUUUAAUGUUAAGUUGGGUCUUGGGUGGUAAUAGCACCAAACUUGAAGGGAGACCUAUAAGUUGCAGACUCUCCGAUAAAGCAAAUGACCAGUUGCCGAAAUGGUUUCAAGAUGAUGAUGCACUUGAACGUGCUAUUAAUGGAGAGUGGAUUUUAUUACCAUUUGGGGAUGAAGCGGGACUUCUGAAGCCUAUAUCGUUAAGUCAUGAUGAGAAGAAACCCUGCAUAAUUGGAAGCACCCCGCAAGAGGACCAUCUAAGCAGUUCAAUUGUAAUACCUUCACCACAGGUUUCUCAAACACAUGCUCGAAUUAACUACAAGGACGGCGCCUUCUUCCUGACUGAUUUGCGCAGUCAGCAUGGCACCUGGAUAACUGACAAUGAAGGAAGGCGGUAUCGGUUGCCUCCAAAUUAUCCUGCUCGCGUCCAUCCGUCUGAUGUUAUCGAGUUUGGUUCUGAUAAGGUUGCAUAUCGUGUGAAGGUGAUAAGGUCUGCUCCAAGAUAUUCUGAGGAAGGAUCGGAGAUUUUACUGGAACGAUGACCCAGAUUCUGGCCAAUAACAAGUUAUUUUGGGCUAGACUGUAAUUGUACAGCACAAAUUUGGGACUAGAAAGCCAGAACCUGCGAUUUUUGAGUCGACGGUCAACACAAGAAUGGCAAUGAUUUGGCAUCGAAAUAGUGUCACACGAACUUGUAAUUGUAUCAUAGCAAUUGCUAUUUCACACAUGUUAAUAUAAGAAAGCAAAUUGAGGUAGACUCAUCUCUCUUUUUGAUGCGUA
This is a messenger RNA of Neltuma alba, 2464 nucleotides long. RefSeq names its product zeaxanthin epoxidase, chloroplastic. Gene Ontology annotation, molecular function: FAD binding; protein binding; zeaxanthin epoxidase activity. Gene Ontology annotation, cellular component: membrane; chloroplast. NCBI's taxonomy places the organism in Eukaryota, Viridiplantae, Streptophyta, Magnoliopsida, Fabales, Fabaceae. The record is from RefSeq and is a predicted model, not a curated record. The transcript is spliced from 16 exons. The coding region runs from base 235 to 2226 and encodes 663 amino acids. Gene Ontology annotation, biological process: abscisic acid biosynthetic process.